UAACCUUGAUUUAGUCUUUCUUUCAUUCUGUCUCCAAGUCCCAUCAUCCUCUUCUAGUUCCGGUUUCUCAAGAUUUCAGGCUUGUUGACUUCAGCUUCUUUAACUAAGCAAUGGAUCAAGCAAGGUAUUGGAUGUGGACAAACAGGGGACAUGGUUUGAGUUCUCAUCUUGAAGCUUCAACAAAGGCUUUAUAUGGCGAUUCAUGGGAAGAGCAAGCUUUUGCAGAAGAUGCUGGAGGUUGUGUAUGGCCUCCAAGGUCUUAUAUUUGCAGCUUUUGUGGCAGAAAAUUUACAUCAGCUCAAGCUCUAGGAGGUCACAUGAAUGUCCACAGGAGGGAUAGAGCUAGGCUCAAGCAAUCAGCAUCUUCCCAAUAUGAAGUUCUUCAUCAUGAUCAUAACCCUAACCCUAAUUCCAAUCAUGGUACUUCGGUUUUUCCUUUCUCUGAUCUAUGGAAUGAACGAGAGAAGAGUCCGGGAAUUCCAGAAUCUGGAUGUAGUCUUGAAGAAGAUUAUGUUCGAACCAAUUUGUCUGCAUGCUUGAAUCUGAUUGUUAAACAAGAGAUUGGUUGCAAGAGAAAGAGAAGUGAUGAUACACCGAUAUUGCCAUUGUUUUCGAAUCUGAAUUCAAUUGAAAGACACCAGCUCCAACCCGUUGGGAUAUCUGAUCAGCUUAGUCCUAGCUCGGUUGAUGAUAUAGAUCUUGAGCUCCGGCUCGGUGACCGGCCCAAGGUAAGGUAGCUAGUUUGAUGAUAAGAUUAUACUUAAAUGGACUUAUAAUUCUGGCCAUUCUUAAAUCAUAUGUUGUUUGAAACCUCAUCUAUAUUUGAUAUUUUAACACCUAUUUGC
Messenger RNA from Hibiscus syriacus, 845 nucleotides. RefSeq names its product zinc finger protein 11-like. The transcript has a single exon. The coding region runs from base 111 to 737 and encodes 208 amino acids. The record is from RefSeq and is a predicted model, not a curated record. NCBI's taxonomy places the organism in Eukaryota, Viridiplantae, Streptophyta, Magnoliopsida, Malvales, Malvaceae.